This is a messenger RNA of Carcharodon carcharias (great white shark), 3913 nucleotides long. It is a transcript of the gene luc7l, whose product is annotated as LUC7-like (S. cerevisiae). The transcript is spliced from 10 exons. Bases 795 to 1772 code for a protein of 325 amino acids. Gene Ontology annotation, biological process: mRNA splice site recognition. Gene Ontology annotation, molecular function: mRNA binding. Lineage: Eukaryota; Metazoa; Chordata; Chondrichthyes; Lamniformes; Lamnidae. The record is from RefSeq and is a predicted model, not a curated record. Gene Ontology annotation, cellular component: U1 snRNP; U2-type prespliceosome.
CAUGAAUAAUUUUUAAAGCUGUUAUGAAUAUCAAAAAAGUGUUUGCUUUUCAGAAGUAAUUAAUAUAAACAGCAUAGACUAAAUAUAAACUGCAUACAGUGGGAAACACUACAGUAGUAUUGGGAUACUUGCAAGUCUGAAGGAAUGAUAUUUGAAUAUUACACAUUUAUCAUAUACACAAAAUGGCAUUAAAUUGUCACAUAACAGUUACAUUUUACCUUUAUUCUUUGUAUCAUUCCUGUAACUACCUUACUACAGGUGUGGCCCAGAAAACCUUCCCCCUUUAAAUUUUUUCCAGCAAGUAAGAAUCUCUGCAGAUGAGGCGCAAAGGUUGAAGAUGCUGGGUGGUACCUUAUGGAUGCUCACAGUGUGUAUAAAAAUCCUAACCUGAGUUCUUUUUCUGAAAGUGUUGGACGUUACAAUGUGGUGUCAAUAAAGCAAACUGUACCUGUCAUUCAAUUAAAGUGCUUAUAACCUGUUUUAGGCAUGUUUUUGCAAUUUAAAAAUGCAUGCCAUUAUGGCAUUUUUUAUGUAGUCUGAUCAAAGUACAACAUUCCAGAGGCCCAAGAUUUAAGAAGAAUGCAUUCGCAAGGUGUUGCCUAAUGAAUUCUGUGUAUGUUGUGCGAAGAAUGUUCCUAUUCUGCAGUAAAGAUGAAGAGGUAGUCACAUUAUUAAGAACAAGAAGGCAUUAGUACAGAGAUGCAACACGACAACGUGUGAAAUUCUCAGAUGAUAGAGUUUGCAAGAGUCACCUUCUUGGUUGCUGCCCUCAUGACAUUCUUUCUGGAACGCGCAUGGACCUGGGAGAAUGCACAAAGAUUCACGACCUCGCAUUGAGAGCCGAUUAUGAAAUUGCUGCAAAGGAAAGAGAUUUAUUCUUUGAGCUGGAUGCCAUGGAACACCUUGAAAGUUUUAUUGUUGAUUGCGACAGAAGAACAGACAUCGCAAAGAAGCGUUUGGCAGAAACACAAGAAGAGAUCAGUGCUGAAGUAGCUGCUAAGGCUGAGAAAGUGCAUGAACUGAAUGAAGAAAUAGGAAAGCUUUUGGCUAAAGCUGAACAACUUGGAGCUGAAGGAAAUGUGGAAGAAUCUCAAAAGGUCAUGCAGGAAGUAGAAAGAGUGCGCACAAAAAAAAGGGAAGCAGAGGAUGAAUAUAGGAAUUCAAUGCCUGCUUCUAGCUUCCAGCAACAGAAAUUGCGUGUCUGUGAAAUUUGUUCUGCAUACCUGGGUCUUCAUGACAAUGAUCGCCGGCUUGCGGACCACUUUGGGGGAAAACUGCACUUGGGGUUCAUUCAAAUCCGGGAGAAAUUAGAUCACCUGAAGAAAAUUGUUGCAGAGAAACAAGAAAAAAGAAAUCAGGAGCGCUUAAAGAGGAGAGAAGAAAGGGAAAAAGAAGAAAGGAUGAAACGGAAGUCCAGAUCACGUAGCAGGGAUCGCAAGAGAUCCAGAUCACAUGAUCACAGGCGAAAACGCUCAGGUUCCCCUAGUCACGAGCGGCGUAAAUCAAGAUCCAGAUCCAGAGAUCGAGACAGGCGCCGAAGAUACAGGUCCCGUUCACAUAGCCGCAGCAGAGGACAUUGUCGCAGUUCGAGAGACAAAAGCAGGGAGCGGAGUUCAAAGCAUAAGUCUUCAAGGGAUCGAUCUCCUAGGGAAAAAUCAAGAGAUAAGGAUCGAAAGGAGAAGAGUUCUUCGGAAAGAAAACAUGAGAGUACAAAUGGAAAGUCAGAAUUAAAUACAGCAAGUCCAGAAGAAAGGGAAGCUGGUGAAAUCUGAAUUAUUGACUGAACCAAAAUAGUUAAUGUAAAACUGUAAAUCUGAAAACAUUCUUACAAUCUUCUUUGAAUUUUCCCAUGUUUAUCUAUGAUUUCUGCCAUUUAAAACUUCAUUUUGGCAGAGAAGAUAUUAGGUUUUUGUAGCUGUAGAUACACUUGUUUUCCAGUAGUGUUACAACUUAUCUUCUGAUGCAGAUAAUUUAUAAAUAUUAAAAUAAGUGAGUACAUAUGUUUUUUUUUAAAUAAAGGUUAUCUUUUAAACUAGCAUGGAAGAAAGCAACUUUAAGCUUUCCCAAGUACAAUACCUGUCUAGUGAUUCAGUAGUUUGGUCUCCACUCUCUAAGAACAGAAUAAAUUCAUGUCUGCCUAAUGGGAUCUGUGGUCUUUGGAACUGGGUAUCUAGCUGCAUAAGGGGGGGUUGAUUUCAGUUGGAGUUCUCCCACUCCUUUGGUGCAACUUCAGUUGAAGAGCCACGGAAACAAUGUAAAUGGCAUUUCUGCUGUUUCUCGAUGUUUCUUUGGCUCUUCUAUCGAAGUUAAAGCAGACAGGUGAGGGGGAGAAAAAAAUCCUGUGAAUUUUCAUUAGCCUUUUCAUUUGAAGAGAAACCUGAUAAUUUUGUGAACCUAACUUUUUCAGUCUGAAACCUAAUUGGUGUGUCAUGGUUCUGGGCAUUUGUGUGAGCCUCCAAAUUGUGAUGCGGUAAAGGCUCUAGUGAAGUUGAAGAUAAAUAGACAGUGAAUUUGCUUUGAGGUGCAAUUUGUGUAAUGAAAAAUUCAAUUGUUUCUUAGGUGUGUAAUUUUUGAGGAAGAAUAACUUCUGCAUAUAAAGCAACUAUCAUUUGAAGUUGCAAACUAUCAGAAAAACUGGUUGAGAUCAGGAGUUAUCACUAGAGCCUGCUUUUACACCACCAUUUUGCACUGCUUUGAAGUUGUUUCUGGUGAGUAUUGUGAUGAGGAUGGUAAUGUAAAUCAGGUUCUUAGUGCACGUAAGUUGGGAGUGACUAAACUUGGGUGACUGUAUCAAUUGGAAUUCACACCAUGUGACAUUUAGCUCCAGUCUCGUUCAAAGCCACGUUUUGAAGUGCCCUCAUGGUUCAUUGACACUUCAUAAAUUUAUUUGAAAUCCUUUUAUUACGAAAGAAGCUAUACUCCUGCCUGCACCCUUCUAAAAUUAAAAGCUAGCCAGUCAGGAGCAUGGCUCAAUGUAAUCCACAGCAAAAUGCAGUUUGCAUCAGGUCUGCUAGCAGUGCAUAAUCCUCUAUUUGUACCUGUGGCAAAUGUAAUAAGAUGGCAGUAAACAUUAUUUGUACCACCUACAAAAGUCAUGAUUUUAAAUGAAUUUAUUUAUGGAAAUAUAAAAAUGGAGAGUUUCAACUAAUCCCAACAAAACUUUAUAUUUCUUCUACUGCUCACAAGACUUAAUUGUUGCAUGCUCAAAAUCAGUGGCAACAGCCAUAAAAUUCCUGUUACUGAUUCUAGUGUUCUGUUUAUUGUAGCAAUUUCAGAAACAUUUGGGGUGUUCUUCUCCGACUUUACUGAUAAUUUUAGGGGAGUCUUAGUGUGGUAAAUAUCAAUUUUGUUUUAGGGUUUUAGAAUUUACAUUUAACAAGUUACAAGAUAGAAUUGCUUUGGUUAGUGGAAGUAAAUUAAGAGAUAGCAGCUCUUAUAGGACUGUGGGUUAAGCAUCAGUAAAACCUACAUGCAAUUUGUUUUUGUUUUACAUUUUUCAAAAAUUACAAAGAGGAUGAAAUGAGUUUCUUUCCAGCAAUUUGUCCUUUGUUCCCAUCAAUAGAAACAUUCCAAUUGCAGUUUGCAAAAUGAGACAACAAAGAAAAAACAUUGUAUCAUUUUUAAACAUACAAUCCCUUAAUGAAACUUAUCUUCAAUAAAGGAAAAUGAUUAGAUUCACAUCAUUAUUUUCCUCAAUCUUACAAAGUUAUACAAAUAUUUUGGAUAUUGUGUCUGAAAAUGUUGGUCGUUACUUGAAGAAUGCUAUUCAAAAAUACACUUACUGGAAUACAGUGUGGGCAUUGCUUUUUAAAUUGUUUCAGGGUGCAAAGCAGAGAAUUUAAUCCUUAUUUUGCUGUGCAUACUUGUUUUUUUAAGAUUUGAUUUUGAUAUAUAAAGUGCAUCAAUUCUCUUC